UUAGUGUUUGGUAAUUAUCGACAGGUUCUGUUUAAACGCAAAAACGCACUUAUAAGUGCUUUCAUAGUUAUCUCACUAACCUAAGCUAGCUGCUGAAGAUAACUUUAGCUGGCUCUUCUGUCAAUUGACUCAACAUUCACGGAGCCUGCAAGUGAUCACAGCCAAAAUGAGUGCAGCCUCCUCCCAAAAAGUUGUCCUGAAAAGCACCACUAAAGUGUCCCUAAAUGAGCGCUUCACUAACAUGCUGAAGAACAAGCAACCCACAGCAGUAAGCAUUCGAGCCACCAUGCAACAGCAACAUUUGGCCAGUGCCCGGAAUCGCCGGCUGGCCCAGCAGAUGGAGAAUCGUCCGUCAGUGCAAGCUGCUCUAAAUCACAAGCAGAGUCUGAAGCAACGCUUAGGAAAGAGCAACAUCCAAGCCAGGCUGGGCCGACCAGUUGGUGCUCUAAUGCGUGGAGGAGCCCCCGGAGGCAGAGGAGGGAUGCGUGGGAUGACCAGGGGAGGACUUCGAGGAAGGGCUAGAGGAGGAGUAAUGAGAGGAGCUUUAUCUCUGAGAGGGAAGCGCUUGUCUACUGGUAUCCCCAUGCGAGGCCGUGGCACUGCUGGCCGUCUUGCAAUGCGAAGAGGAGGUCGUCAUCGAGGAGGAACAGCUGGCAGAGGAGGAGCCAUGUCCAGGGGAUUAGCACGUGGAGGAUUAGCCAGAGGGCGUGGUGGUCUCCGAGGCCGUGGAGGUUUUGCUGGUCGAGGAGGUCGUGGAAGGGGGCGCGGUGUUGGCCGACCACCUGUGACUCGAGAACAACUGGACAACCAGCUGGACGCCUACAUGUCAAAGACCAAAGGCCACCUGGAUGCUGAACUGGAUGCCUACAUGGCCCAGGCAGAUCCAGACAGCAUGGAGUGAUUCUGAAGGACUUGAAGCAAACUGAAGCACAUGUAGACUCACUCCAGAACUUUAUAGCUGAGCUCGCACAUACUGUGUAGUAUUAAUGUGCAAGAGAUUAUUUAUAAUUUUCGAUAAGUGUGGAUUCAAAGUGUCGACAGAGCCAUGGGUCAUUUAAAUGUGCUUUCAUCACUAGUCAAUUCAGCCAGUUUUCUGCAUGGCGUAUAAGUCUGAAGUAACUGAGUGGAGGGACCUUCUUAAGCAUUAUCAUACCUACUGUCUCUUAUGUUUAGCUUGCUGGUCAUAUGAUCAUAAACAUUUUUUUUUUUAAUGUGACACAGAUAUCUGGCCUAAAAUUGGUCAGUUAUUUGUCAUGUGUAAAUUUUUUAUUUUUAAUUUUUUUUUAAGUUUUAUUUUUAAUUUUUAAAUGGCUUUUAAUGUUUGUCUGCCCAGCUCUGUGGGAACUCAUUAUUGGCUUAUCAUAAACCCAUCUGCAAUAUACAAACAUCUUAGUUUGACAGACAAUGUAAGCAAACCAUUUUAGUGAGCUAAAUGUUUAGUAUUGGUCAUCAUUGUAUCCUCUUCCUUUCAGCAUUCUUAUCUCCAGGGUAUUAGCAUUCAGAACUUGUACCCUAUGAUGGUACACAAAGAAAAUAAAAAAAAUUUCAUUGGACUACA
Betta splendens (Siamese fighting fish) is the source of this 1558-nucleotide messenger RNA. It is a transcript of the gene chtopa, whose product is annotated as chromatin target of PRMT1a. Lineage: Eukaryota; Metazoa; Chordata; Actinopteri; Anabantiformes; Osphronemidae. The transcript is spliced from 6 exons. The record is from RefSeq and is a predicted model, not a curated record. The coding region runs from base 167 to 901 and encodes 244 amino acids.